UAAAAAAUAUAUUAUUAAAAAAGCCGAAAAACAGCUUUAAUUACGCGAUUUGUCACGCAUAAAGCGAAUAUUGUGUUUUAUAAAAGAAAAAUAUGAGACAUGGCACAAAAGCUGGCUUGUGAAAAUUCGGAACAAUACAUUUAAUCGCUCUCGAGUCGAAAAGGUGACCAAACGCACAUGCUGGUACGUGAGUCAAUACGUUUACGACGAACUCAAAUCUUGACCAAUCACAAUCGCCUAACGUCAGUCUCUUUCCAAUCAGGUCGCUUGUUAGAAGGCUGACUUCCGAGUGGGCGUGUCUCUGGGCGAUAGGAAGAGGAGGUCAAAUAAUCUGCAAAGGAUGCGAAACGUGUGCAACAGUGCGCGUCUCCAAGAUAUUAUCCCAGUUCGAAGAUAUUAACGGUGGAUUUAAGGCGCUUAUAGUGCAGGUAGUAGCACGUUUAAUUUAGAACAAACUCAAGUGGUUGUGUUGGGCAAGUGUCGCGCUAACGUUAGCCGAUGCUAAAUGUCGCGUGCUCGCCGAGCGAUAACGUAAUGGAGAUUUGCGAGCGCAAAUCUGCCACAUGAACUUUUGAUGUAAACAAUCGUCGAGUGCUUCUAGGUAGAUACUUCUACUACCCUCGUUUUGGGGGAGUCAUCCAGUCUGUUGGGAGCGUGUGUCGCGGUCGUAGCAAGCAGUCAUGUUUCACUCAGUCCCCCGUCGUGUCACCACCGAGGUCGGUGUUAGGUCACUCAGGCUCCCGGGGGUCAGGGCAUUCCGGCGGGCUGUGCAGGAGGAUGACGGCCGAGGCUCGGGGUCGUGGCUGGGCGAGGCCGCGGGCCUUCUCCUGUGCACCCUCCACAGGGUGGGCGUCCUGGAGACCGCCGCUAGAUCGAGACACAGGAGCAAGGGCUUGCUGUCCAUAUUCGCCGACCAUUGCGGCUUCGUCACCGGCCAGAGGCUGCGGCGUGCGUGUCGGAUCGCCGAACUGUACUCCAAUCUGUACUCGGAGAGGACCCGCUGGACCCUGGUGGGCAGCAUAUGGCGCAGGUUCCAGAGCAAGCAUUCCUCCCCGGGCAAGCUGAUCGCGGCCCUUGCUGGGGUCUUCAUGUGGGACAAUGAGAAGAUUCAAGAUGACGAAAUGCACAGAUGCGGGCUGGAGCUGCAGGGCCUCGAGACUGUCAAGAGCCUAGACGCACACUCGGGUGCAGCGAGCGGUCGCGCCGAGCCCGGCUGGGAAGUUGUGAUGGAGAAGAAGGACUUCCGAGUGUGGAAGCGGCCGAUCCCCGGCAGUCACCUCUACGAGUACAGAGUGUUGGGCUCAUACACUGAUGUCACACCAAGGCAGUUCUUCAAUGUACAGUUGGAUACAGAGUACAGGAAGAAGUGGGACGCUCUGGUGAUCAAACUGGAAGUGGUGGACAGGGACGUCAACACGGGCUCGGAAGUUCUACACUGGGCUACACACUUUCCUUAUCCCAUGUACUCCAGGGACUACGUGUAUGUGCGACGCUAUGAGGUCGACUUGGGAAACAACCUGAUGAUUCUAGUGUCCAGAGCCGUGCAGCAUCCUCGAGUUCCCGAGUCUCAGGAUUUUGUGAGAGUUCACGCAUAUCAAUCCAAGAUGGUCAUCCGUCCACACAAGUCCUUCGAUGAGAAUGGAUUUGACUACCUGCUAACCUACAGUGACGACCCUCAGACCGCCUUCCCUCGUUACUGCGUGAGCUGGAUGGUGUCAAGUGGCAUGCCGGACUUCCUGGAGAAGCUUCACACGGCCGCAUUGAAGGCCAAGAACUUAGAGGUGGGCAUCCACGACUAUGCCGGCGUCAUCAAGUCCAACGACAAUACGGGCCGCCAGCAGAACCAGGAGCGCCACGCCGCUGAGAAGAAACACGCCGGCGGUCCCGGUCAGAUGUUCGCUUGACGUUAAUGAGGAUACAGAUGAAACCCUCCAAACCCUACUUUGUGGUAUUUCCAAUACAACAUGAGUAUGCAUUUCUGCACUGAUAGAUGAAGGCCUCAAUGGGAGAACACUGGUAUGCUCUUUCUUUCUUUCUUUCUUUCUUUUUCUUUCUCUCUUGCUCUUUCCAUCCUUCUUUCUUUCUUUCCUUCUUUCUUCCUUCUUAUGACUCAGUCAUGCUAUGUCUUUCUCUCUUUCGUCAUAUGACUCACAGUCAUGCUAUUUCUGCUACCAUGUCCACACAAUAUGAGGGCUUUAAAAGCAAGCUAAACCAGUCCUUCCACAGCGGGGACGCAGUGUCUUAUAACAACCGUGGAAAUCCUCACGUCCAGUGGUACACAUACACUUGGUAGUCCUUGUCGAAAACAGCACUUCACAAUCUGUUCACGUAUCAAUCAUUUCACAAUGGGAAAAAAAGGUUACCCCAUUUCAACUCCUUUUCGUAGCGAGCUAACAUUUCACUGUGAUUUUGUUUAAGCUCUGUUGUUUAAUGUUAUUCUGCUGUGUUCGUCCUAUAAUGAAUGUACAAAGCGCGCAACAUGUUGCGGAAUAAUGCAUCACGUCUAAAUAACGUUUACAGCCUGGCAAUGUGGCAGACAACAUGCAUUUCCAUCUUUUUCCUUUCUGUCUCGAGCUGUACUGUAUUGGUGUCGUGUUCCUGUCGUAUCCCGCAAAGAGCAAUUUCCUGAUCUUCAGUAGUUUACCAAUCCAAGGGUGUUGAAUUGGUAGUCACUUUUUUCCCUGCUUUUCCCGACUAAAAGGGUUCCAAUAACCAGUGAAACAUGAGACAAUAUUUGCUAAUGCCCGCAAAUGUCACACUGUUGUGUAGACCUGCAUGGAUACAAAAUAUGUUUUUCUUAUCACAUGGCAACUGAUAACAAAGGUGUGGAAUUCUGUUGCAUGUUGAUCUGGAAUGUCAUUAAAACAAAGGAGCUUAUUAGAAUA
Phyllopteryx taeniolatus (common seadragon) is the source of this 2885-nucleotide messenger RNA. RefSeq names its product StAR related lipid transfer domain containing 7 (gene stard7). The coding region runs from base 681 to 1904 and encodes 407 amino acids. Gene Ontology annotation, molecular function: lipid binding. Lineage: Eukaryota; Metazoa; Chordata; Actinopteri; Syngnathiformes; Syngnathidae. The transcript has 9 exons. The record is from RefSeq and is a predicted model, not a curated record.